Messenger RNA from Eurypyga helias (sunbittern), 603 nucleotides. RefSeq names its product tropomodulin-1-like. NCBI's taxonomy places the organism in Eukaryota, Metazoa, Chordata, Aves, Eurypygiformes, Eurypygidae. Gene Ontology annotation, cellular component: myofibril; striated muscle thin filament. The coding region runs from base 1 to 603 and encodes 200 amino acids. The transcript has 5 exons. The record is from RefSeq and is a predicted model, not a curated record. Gene Ontology annotation, biological process: pointed-end actin filament capping; myofibril assembly; muscle contraction. Gene Ontology annotation, molecular function: tropomyosin binding.
AUGACACGACCAGACAGCGAGAGCGUGCUCCACGUGAAACCCACUGGUGCCGUGUCACCCGCACCUCUCCGUCACGGCAAGGGGUUUGACCCCGGCCAGUGCCCCGAACGUCCCCGGGCUGGUGACCUGGCAGGCCUCAAUAUUCCCAUACCAACUUUAAAAGCUUUUGCGGAGGCGCUGAGAAGUAACACCCACGUGAAGAAAUUCAGCAUAGUUGGGACACGGAGCAACGAUCCCGUCGCUUUCGCGCUGGCCGAGAUGCUGAAGGUCAACAACACGCUGAGGAGCCUGAACGUGGAGUCCAACUUCGUUUCGGGGUCGGGGAUCCUGGCUCUUGUCGAGUGCUCACAAUCCUGCUCGGACCUGACCGGCUUGCUCCUCUGUUUUCCAAAGAGCCAGCCCUUGGGCAACAAAGUAGAAAUGGAAAUCGCGGACAUGUUGGAAAAGAACACCUCCCUGCUGAAGUUCGGGUACCAUUUCACUCAGCAAGGUCCCCGGCUCCGCGCAUCCAACGCCAUGAUGAGCAACAACGACCUCGUGAGGAAGAGAAGACUCGCAGAGUUGAACGGGCCUAUUUUUCCCAAGUGCAGAACUGGUGUGUAG